Molecule: messenger RNA, 3169 nt
Organism: Colletotrichum destructivum
Lineage: Eukaryota; Fungi; Ascomycota; Sordariomycetes; Glomerellales; Glomerellaceae
Product: Putative Zinc finger, PHD-type, AAA+ ATPase domain, Zinc finger, FYVE/PHD-type
Exons: 4
Coding region: 161-2752 (863 amino acids)
Biological process (GO): DNA replication; DNA replication initiation
Cellular component (GO): nucleus; nuclear origin of replication recognition complex
Molecular function (GO): ATP binding; DNA replication origin binding; ATP hydrolysis activity
Source: RefSeq, a predicted model, not a curated record
UCAUCAGCGGUUGUAGCUAGCUAGCUACCAGACCGUUUUCACCUCCUGUUUGAGACGUGCAAACCAACGAUAGCUCACUUUUUUCUUCUUCUUUUUUUCUUCUCUCGGUCCGGUUUGUCAGACUUCAGCAUCUUGCAUCAACCGUCAAUCGAUUUCGAGUAUGGUUACCGAUGGCAGUGCCGAAAGCCGUAAGCGCGCUCGAGCUACACCCGUAGAUCGAGAGCGUAUGAUUCCAUGGUCCUUCAAAAAGCGAAAGCUGGAUGCCAACGGCAAUCCCCUCGCAUCCUCCCCCAAGACGCCGAAAACAAAGCCUGGCACCAAAUCCUCGACCAUCAAGAAGGCUGCUCGUAAAAUAGAAUCGUCUCCCGCCUCGGCCUAUGACGUACCAGACUCUCCAGAAGACAACCCGCCACAACGAAUCCGCAACGUUAGAAGCGUUGACCGACCGACCGCCAAAGUCCCGAUCCCGCCUCGUGGCAACAUCGAUGCCGACAUCUACGAUAUCUGCGGGUCCGACGAUGAGCUGCACUCGAGCCCGAAGGAGGUGAUUGCGCUCAAGACGAGCCCUGUGAAGAAGAAGAGCACUGCUGCGGCGAACCAAGGAUCGAGCGGGGUCGGUGCAGGAAACACGAUUAGAAAACGGGCGUUUCAGAAGCAAGGAACAAAGAAAAAGGCGGAUCAGGACGAAGAGGUUGCCACAGUAGAGGACUCGUCCUCUCAGGUUCGGUCAAGCGGAAGGCGCAGGAUCCCAACCGCAAAGGUGCUCGAAGUGCAGGAGGAGAAGCUGGCGAGUCGUUCAGCCACCCCGACGUCACGCGCAAGGUCUUCUGCGCCGGCACAGGAUGCCGUAGUGUCGAAGAGUACUACUGCGAAACCGCAGCGCAUUUUCUCUGUGCCCCUGAAGGGUAUUUUGACGCCAUCGAAGCAGGAUGGUACGCCGAGGCGAAGCAAGAGCGUCGCCUUCAACUCAGUCAAUGAUCAUGAUAAAGAGGUCUUUUUUGAAGACCUUCCGACUACGUCUGGGAGAGACCGGAAGCCUUCACAGAAACUAGUGGAGGCGGACACGACGGCGACAAACUGCCCAAAGUCUUCAAAAGCGCCCGUGAAGGUGUCCGAGGAAGAACUGGCAGAGGAGGAGACCGAGGCACCGAAAAAAGAACAAGCGGCCGAGGAGUCAGAAGAAGAAGAAGACGAUGAUGUGUGCCUGGUAUGCUCAAAACCCGAUUCCAAGCCCGGUAACCGGAUUCUGUUCUGCGAUGGCUGCGACAAGGCCUACCACCAGAAAUGCUACAAAGUCCCCAAGGUUCCCCGAGGUGACUGGUACUGCAACGAGUGCGUUCAGCAGAAACAAUCACGAGCGGCGGCUGCGGACGAGGCGGUCAAGAUACCCAACGUUGAGCAACACCUCAACAGCUUGAAACGGGUGUUGCUAGAUCGUUGCACCGGGCGCAGACGUAUUAAGCUGAUUGAUCAGGAUGAGGCUAUGGAGAAGGCACACCAGUUGGUGGAGCAGACCGUGUUAUCGGGGGAAGGAAACUCGAUGCUGAUCAUCGGCGCCAGGGGCUGUGGCAAGACUACGCUAAUUGAGAGCAUCAUUGGCGACAUGUCUCGGCAGCAUAAACAAGAGUUUCACGUGGUAAGGUUGAACGGGUUUAUCCAUACGGACGACAAGCUAGCUCUCAAAGAAAUCUGGCGGCAGUUGGGCAAGGAGAUGGACGCCGAGGAUGAGGUCAAUGCUCGGUCAAACUACGCCGAUACCAUGGCCUCGCUGCUCGCCCUCCUCUCCCACCCUUCGGAAAUGGCGCAGGCGGAAGCAGGUGUGACCUCUCAGGCGGUCGUCUUCGUCAUUGAUGAGUUCGACAUGUUUGCCACGCAUCCCCGCCAAACCUUGCUCUAUAACCUGUUCGAUAUCGCGCAGGCGCGCAAGGCCCCAAUCGCGGUGCUGGGUUGCACGACCCGCAUGGAUGUGGUGGAAAUGCUCGAGAAGCGCGUCAAGAGUCGUUUCAGCCAUCGCUACGUCUACCUGUCGCUCCCGAAGAGCUUGCCAGCGUACUGGAAAGUGUGCAAGCAGGGUCUGAGCGUGGACGACGAGGACAUGGAGGUUGAAGGCAUCGACGUGAGCAUCGCUGGGCACGAAGCCUUCCAUACCAACUGGAAGGCGAAGAUCGACGCCCUCCACAAGGAUAAAUCAUUACAGAAUCUUCUGCAAUAUCAUUACGCAACAUCAAAGUCCGUCUCGGCAUUCCUGUCAGAAUGCAUACUUCCCUUGUCACGUUUAUCACCAGGUUCUUUAAACCUCGUCAUCUCGUCGCAGAACGGCCCCGGUUCCAGUGUGUCUUUAACCCCGCCAAACUCCAAACUGCACAUCCUACCGUCACUCUCGGAGCUGGACUUGGGCCUUCUCAUCGCAGCAGCCCGACUGGACAUCGUGGCACACACGGACACGGUCAACUUUGCAAUGGCGUACGACGAGUACGGCUCGCUGAUGGGCCGACAGCGCGUACAGUCGGCAAGCUCGGGGAUGCUGGCGCUCGGAGGCGGCGUGCGGGUGUGGGGCCGCGGGGUCGCGGGGCUGGCAUGGGAACGGCUUGUCGCGCUGGGGUUGCUGGUGCCGGCCGGGCUCGGGACUGGUCGGGCGUCCGGGUACGGGGGGCUGGAGGGGAAGAUGUGGAAGGUCGACAUGGCGCUGGAAGAGAUUCCUGUGGGGGUCAAGUUGAACAACGUGUUGGCGAGGUGGUGUAAGGAGAUUUGAAGCAGCAUGGCGUCGGGUUCCGCCCCUCUCGAGCGGAGAGUAGAGAGACAUCAUUACACACGGACCGAGAUGUAUAGUGGGACAAUGGACCCCCAGCCCGUUUAUGACACCAAACCCUGCCGUGUAUCAGCCGCGAGGGGAGGACCGAGGCUGCUUCACCCGAAGAUUGACUGUUUGACGGCGGCGAAGGACCGUUGAAGUAGGGGGGGGGGGGGCGGCUGCAAGUGUUGCUGAUUUCAAGUCUGGCGCCAUGACUGUGCGGCGUGCGCUGCGCGCUGGUUGUGUGUUCGUGGUAUGCAACCGCUGCACUAAGGUGGCACGACGUGGCUUUACUCAUUUCGUUGCCGCCGCUGCCAUGGUUGGAAUCGUCCCAUGCAGAGCGUUUCUCGUUUUGAGUGAGUAUGAAGGCCGACUUUU